AUGGAGAGUCCUCAUCCGCGGUACGGUCAUAUGGACGAGGAAACCUUCACCGACGGUGUGGCCUCGAUAGCACAUUCAAAACUGCGAAUGGUGUUAGCUGAUCUUGGCCGAAAAAUUCGAAAUGCGAUCGGCAAGCUUGGUCAGGCGACGAUCAUCAAUGAGGAGGAGCUUGACGCCAUGCUCAAAGAGGUACAGUUAAAAUUUUCAGUCGAUAGAAUGGACUAUACAUGA
Molecule: messenger RNA, 231 nt
Organism: Cooperia oncophora
Lineage: Eukaryota; Metazoa; Nematoda; Chromadorea; Rhabditida; Trichostrongylidae
Source: the annotation of a GenBank genome assembly